AUGAUUAUUAAAGUAAGAUACACCAAUCUUCGUGAAGUAUUCUCUCGUAAUAUUGUUAUCAAUAAAAACAUUAAAUUGAAAGAAUUGGAAGCCAAGAUACGUGAACGUUUCGAUGUGGGUUACGAUGAAAACGUCGAAAUUUAUUACAUUGACGAUGAUAAAGAUCGGAUUGCUAUUUCCUUUGAAGAGGAAUUAGCUUUAGCCAUGGAGAACGGGAAAAUACAAACACUUGAAAUUGUCACCAAACCAAAGACCGUUGACGACAUUUGCGUUUACCCCGAUGUGCCAAAUGGAAAAGAAGGAGAAUGUUUAGAAGUUUUGAUUGAAUCAGAAUAUCUCACAAUUGCCAACGCAACGAAUAGCGAUACCAAAGCUUGGGGAACAUACAUUUACACUAACGAUUCAGAUGUUGUUAAAACUCUCGUUCAUUCGGAAAAGAUUAAAUUACCCGCAACUGCACCCCCUUACAAUGUAAUUGCAACCUUACGUUUCUUACCGGGAUGUAUUAAAUACAUAGGAAGCGCUUCUCAAGGGGAUCGUACCUAG
This is a messenger RNA of Funneliformis caledonium, 546 nucleotides long. The record is from the annotation of a GenBank genome assembly. NCBI's taxonomy places the organism in Eukaryota, Fungi, Glomeromycota, Glomeromycetes, Glomerales, Glomeraceae.